ACAGCGUCAGUUGGACGGCAGCAGUCGAACCGUUCACAUCGUUGGGCAUCUCGUUCUCUGAAUGAUUGCGUCGAGUUUCGUGAAUUUCGUAGACUGAAAAUCAUUGAAACUCUUGUGUGCAAAAGAACCUAAAAAAAAAACGCAGUUUAACAUUUUGUUUGUCGUCUGCUGUUGAACAGUGCCAGUGUAUUUGUGAAAAUUAUUGUACGUGUUAAUUUCGAGUGAUUCGAAUCUGACAAUGUGAAAAAAAAAAAAAAUUGCGGAUGCCAUGCACAGAGAGAAAGAAAGAGUUGAAACAGCUGAAAGAGAUUUGAAGCUUGUCCUAGUUUUUCACCUGACUCUUUAUCAAUUAAAAGUGAUUGAAUGACUGAUUCGAGAACAAGAAGUGAGAAAGACUUGGUCAAGUGUUAACCUACUUAAACUCCUUUUUUUUUUUUUUCUUUCCCAUCGCCAUCAUAAAGAUAAUCAAUCAAUUUACAAAGAAAAAAAAAAAAAAAACGAAAGUUUUCCCGCAAUUUUUUGCACCAAUUUCGAUUCGACUGCUAUCGCCUUUGUUCCACGUGUUCUUUUGAAUCGUGUCGCGAUUAUUGCCAAAUCGGUUCGAUUCGCUUUUAUCGAUACAUCGGAUUAACAUCGGUGUCGAACCUCGUGCUUAUUUUUUUUUUUUUUUUUCCUGUCCAGUUUGCUGACCGGUUGACCGUCACACCCAUCGCACGAUUACCUUGUUUCGUUUUUAUCACGUCGUUUUUUUUUCUCUUUUGCCAAAAAGACUGGACCAAACAAUUGGAGCAACUCUAUUUGAUUAUCGAUAACGAGUUGAACUUGUAGCGUUGGCGGAGGGUAUGCCGAGAGGUCGCAGCGAAUCGAACAGCGAGAAGACUCAACAAGAGAUUGAGGAAUUUCCGAGAGCAACGCGCUAAAGGGGACGACAGCCCAAAGGGAGCUUGGGCUUUCUAACGGCCGUCAAAAAUACAACUGGCCACUUCGAGACUGACGCUUGAAAAACGUCGGUAGCACGUCGGGGACGCCAAGUAAAUGGAGUGCGCGGCACGAAGACCCUUUCGUCAAUUGGCAGUGGGCGGCGUGACGAUGUUUGCCGUUGCCGUAAUGAUGGCCACCACCGCCUUCGGCCCAGCCGCCGCCCUCGAUACAAGUCGAUGCGUCGGCGCCUUGGGCAUGGAAUCGGGAGCCAUCCGCGACGAGGACAUCGCCGCCAGCUCUUCGUUCGACGGUGCCAGCGUCGGCCCACACAAUGCCAGAGUGCGUGUGGAGCGGAACGGAGGAGCGUGGUGUCCGCGCCAACAAGCCACUCACCAGCCGCGCGACUGGCUCGAGAUCGACUUGAAGACCGACCACGUCAUCACGGCCGUCGAAACUCAAGGACGAUUCGGCAAUGGCCAAGGGCAGGAAUUUGCUGAGCACUUUCUGCUUGAAUACUGGAGGGAAUCGUUGGCUAAAUGGGUGCGUUACAAGGACACGAAAAGCGAAGAGGUAAUUGCAGGAAAUACCAAUACAUACGUGGCCGAGAAGCGUGAAUUGGAUCCGGUGUUGAUCGCCCGCAAGUUGCGAUUUUUCCCGUACAGCCAUCACAGGCGGACGGUUUGCAUGCGAGUCGAGAUUUAUGGCUGCCCUUGGUCUGAGGGCAUUGCCAGCUAUCAAAUGCCGCAGGGAGACCAGCGCGGGGCCGGCUGGCAGUUCUACGACGCUUCUUACGACGGCAUCUGGGACGGCUCUUUACUACGCCAGGGACUGGGCCAGCUGACUGACGGUAAACUCGGUCCCGACAACUUCAAAGCCAGCUACUACGACCAGGAUCGAGGCUGGGUCGGGUGGCGUAACGACUCGCGCAACGGCCAGCCCGUCGAGAUCGUCUUCGAGUUCGACACGGUCCGCGACUUCACAUCGCUCAGUAUCUUCGCCAAUAAUCAGUUUACCAAGGACGUCCAGAUCUUCUCCGAAAUGCAAGUGCAUUUCAGCGUUGGCGGACAAAUCUACCCGGGAGAGCCGAUUAUCUUCCGUCCGCCAGAGGACCGAAUUUUCGAGAAUUCACGGAACAUCAGCGUUAAGCUUCACCACCGAGUGGGCCGUUUCGUCAAACUGCGCUUGUCCUUCCCGGCGCCACCGGCCCGUUGGAUCCUCAUCAGCGAGGUCUCGUUCCGUUCAGAACCGGCCGCUAGGAAUUACACGACCGAAGUAGAUGGCAGUCCCGUCACUCCGCCAGCCGCCGCACCCAUUCCGCCCGUCUCCAAUUUGCCACUCCCGCCAAGCGGUCACGAAGUCGGCUCCAACGCCGGUUCGUCGGAUCAAACCAACGAAACGAGCCCACCAACCAGGGAGAACCAAACGUACAUGGCAAUCAUCGUCGGUGUUCUGGUGGCCGUCAGUUUCCUCCUAGCGGCUGCUAUUUUCUUCAUGAUAAUGCGAAGACGCCAACGCAAGAGCCUGUCCGGCAGUCCGCUACCAGACAAAGCCAAUUGGGCCUCUCAGGUCGGGAGUCAACCCAGUCCACGUCUGUUGGACGGCUCUGUCGGUGAGCAUCACGAAGAUCAAUUGUUGCAACACCAUCGUGGCAAAAUUUACAACAAGAACAACUCGCUGCCGUAUGGCAACAUUGGCGCCGACUUGUCGCGCUCGGACGCCGCCUCGCAAUACUUGCUGCCUCACUCGCCGGCCAGCGCCCAUUUGACUAGGACCGAGUACCAGGAGCCUUAUCACGCCCUGCGCUUCUCGCCUUAUUACAGUUACAGCACUCUGUUGCUGGCCGGAACUGAGGGCCCACUGAAAAAGACCAACACAUCCGCAGUUUCAGAUACGUACGACUAUGCCGUGCCGGAUGUUAGCGGGAUUAGCAGCUGCAGCACUGCCCAUCAACCCCUACUAAUCCAGCCAUCUCUACAAAAACAACAUCAUCCGCUUAAGCCCAAAUUGCCCGUCGCUUCGCCACCUCCGCACGCAAUCGAAAUCGACACUUUGGCCUCAUCUUCUCAUUCCACGACGACCACUGGCUCGACAUCCUCAGCGUCCGUCCGUCUAGGAGGCAGCAAGAACAACAAUCAAAUCGGCCACUUGAACGGCAUUAGCGAAUCCAGCCCAUUGAAAAAGCCCGCGGACCGUGCAGAAUUAUUGUCCGCUCUGAAAUCACGGGCCGAAUCGCUGAUCAUCCCGGAAUUACCACGUAGCAAAUUGCAUAUGGUCCAACGCAUCGCCAGUGGCGCGUUUGGUACCGUCUACAAGGCCGAAGCCGAACACAUUCCCGAGUAUGGUAGCGCCGUCUACACUUCACGGCGGCUGGUGGCCGCCAAAUACCUUCCCAAUACCUCCGACAAAGACAAAUCGGGAUUCUACCAGGAAGUGAGGCUACUGGCCGCUUUGGACGAUCCUCACCUGUCGCGCGUUCUGGGCGUUUGCACCGCUGAAGAGCCAUUUUGCGUCGUUCUAGAAUAUCUGGAAUUCGGCGAUCUGAACCAAUUUCUCAAAUUGCAUCGAUUCCGACCGGAUAGCCACCACAACUCGUCCGAUAGCCGCAAUAACAUAUCGAAAACGUUCUCUACCCCGGACGAAACGUUAACAAUGGGCAGCUUGAUAUUUAUUGCCUGUCAAAUCGCCUCCGGAAUGCGCUAUCUGGAAUCGCUAAAUUUCGUCCACCGCGAUUUGGCCGCCAGGAACUGUUUGGUAGGCAAGGGACUUCAGGUUAAAAUCUGCGAUUUCGGUACAGACAGCGACAUAUACGGAUUGGAUUAUUAUCGCACGGAGGAUCAGCUUAUCGGCUUACCUGUUCGCUGGAUGGCAUGGGAAUCCGUAAUACAGGGGAAAUAUACGACCAAGAGUGACGUGUGGGCAUUUGCAGUGACACUAUGGGAAAUACUGGUCCUUGCCCGGCAGCGUCCUUACCAAGAACUAAGCGACGAUACGGUUGUAGAUAAUUUGCAGCAUUUUGCACAAGGAAAUCUCACCAGUGCACCCCCUUGCGUCUCGCUGACCAGACCGCAGCACUGUCCUCGCGAUAUAUAUGAUCUGAUGUGCGAAUGCUGGCGGCGGUUGCCCACUGAACGGCCUUCCUUCCGCGAAAUCCAUCUUUUCCUGCAGCGCAAGAACCUCGGCUAUUCACCCACCGCAUAGUAACUCCCCUCGUUUAGAAAUUCACGUAUGUUGAAGUUCACGAACGCUGGUACAGUUCUGUCGUUCGUCUUAUUCUAUAUAUUGCUAUUAUAUUCACUUCCUGCAUAUCAACAGCGUCACAAAUCCUUCGUGAGAAAUGUAACGGUUGCUUCUGCUGUGAUAUGCACCAAUUCUGACUCGACCAUUGAUUCUAUUAUAAUUUAAUUUUUAUACGGAUGUAUGCAAACCACUUACUGUUUAGCUAGCUAUUUCAUUUUGAUUUAUUUUAAUCAGCUAGUCAAUUCGCCGCUUCAUUUCUGUUGGUUCCGUUAUCAUAUAAGGUGUCUUACAGUCUGGAAACAUGGGGUAAGUGUGGUUCUUAUUUCUAGGGUGCAACGAGCACCAACUGGUAUUUAAUAUAUAUAUAUAUAUAUAUAUAUAUAUAAAUAUAUAUCUUUAAACGUGAUCGAUUGUUUAAACUUUCGAGUUUACUUUAUUCGUACUAUAACGUCGUUUGUCGUCGCAAUGCAUUUUGUAUACAUAUCUUUUUUUUCGAGCAUCCCAACUGCUGCACUACUGUAGUGUUAAUAAAACGGUACUACCCAUU
This is a messenger RNA of Daphnia carinata, 4705 nucleotides long. RefSeq names its product discoidin domain-containing receptor 2-like. Gene Ontology annotation, cellular component: signaling receptor complex; membrane. The transcript has 17 exons. Lineage: Eukaryota; Metazoa; Arthropoda; Branchiopoda; Diplostraca; Daphniidae. The record is from RefSeq and is a predicted model, not a curated record. The coding region runs from base 1036 to 4119 and encodes 1027 amino acids. Gene Ontology annotation, molecular function: collagen binding; protein tyrosine kinase collagen receptor activity; ATP binding. Gene Ontology annotation, biological process: protein phosphorylation; cell surface receptor protein tyrosine kinase signaling pathway; multicellular organism development.